Messenger RNA from Cucurbita moschata (crookneck pumpkin), 2038 nucleotides. RefSeq lists its product as uncharacterized. Bases 212 to 1324 code for a protein of 370 amino acids. NCBI's taxonomy places the organism in Eukaryota, Viridiplantae, Streptophyta, Magnoliopsida, Cucurbitales, Cucurbitaceae. The record is from RefSeq and is a predicted model, not a curated record. The transcript has 7 exons.
AACGAAAAAAAAGCCCUAAAUGGAUGGCGGCAAUUUGGGAUCCAAUUUCCAGGAAACUGUUCAUGCUCGAAGGCAGCGAUCGGUUGAGAAGUCGAGAAGAGGGCGUCUCAGUUCCAUACUGAAAUGCUUCCAUAUCAACAUAGUGGCCUUGAAUCCAGUUCUUCCAUGAACAAUCAUAGACGCAGUUAAUCGCCCAACCAUAUUCCAGUGAAUGGGCUGGAGGAGAGCUGCUUCAGUUUUCCUGAGCUGCGUAUCUAUAGCUUCUAAACCUCCUAUCAAAAUCCCUUCUACUUCUUCGACAACUCCCCAUUUUUUGCAUUCUUCAAAUCCGGUGUUUGGUUUUCAAUGCUCCAGGUUAUUUUCUGCUGUUGCAUCUCCGUUUUCGAUCACUGGCAGUCAGUUUGAAUCCGAGUUUGAACAAUCCUAUGAUUUCGAGGUGGAAGAUGGAGACGAAAUUGGGAAAAUUCCCAUCAAAGCUUACUUUCUUUGCACCAGUAUAAAUUUGAAGAACAUGCAGUCUGAGAAUUUAAGCAACAUUAUCCCUCCUACCUCCCGCUCGUCAAAUUAUAUCGCUCUCAGAUACAUUGAUUUCCCUCCAGAAACUUCCGAUGUUCGAGUUAAAGGGAACUCAAGUUGCUGCAGAUACAUGGUUGUAUUCCAAUAUGGCUCUGCUGUUCUGUUUAACAUCGAAGAUCAUGAAGUUGAAGGUUAUCUAGAUUUGGUCAGAAGACAUGCUUCUGGCUUGCUUCCAGAUAUAAAGAAAGAUGAUUAUGCUGUGAAAGAGAAGCCAUAUCUAGUCGAGGAUAUGCAAGGAGGUCCUGAUUACAUUGUUCUUAAGAGUUUAGACACUGAUGGUGUUCGCAUUAUUGGAAGUGUGCUUGGUCAAAGCAUUGCUUUGGACUACUUUGUAUCACAGGUUGAUAGUUUGGUUGAAGAGUUUGCCGAUAUAAAUCGUAAAAUGGAGAAAACAGGAACAUUCACUAUGGAUAAGAAAAAGCUCCUUCAACUUGUUGGAAAGGCUAAUUCAAAUCUAGCAGAUGUAAUUCUCAAAGUUGGUCUUUUUGAAAGAUCAGAAAUUGCAUGGAGGGAUGCAAAAUAUGCUCAAAUAUAUGAGUACCUUCGAGAAGAGUACGAGGUCACCCAGCGCUUUGGAAAUCUAGAUUUCAAAUUGAAGUUUGUGGAGCAUAACAUUCAUUUUCUUCAAGAAGUCCUCCAGAAUAGAAAGUCAGAUCUCUUGGAAUGGUGCAUCAUUGGCCUUUUGACCAUUGAAAACAUUAUCUCAUUGUACGAGAUUGUUAAAGAUUCAACUCCUGUGCAUCUCUAAUUCGACAAAGAGCAGCAGAUCGAAGUUUCGCUGUGGAAUUAGUUAAGUUAAAGUUUUGUUCAUUGUACUAAUUAUUCUUUUCAUAUUCUGCUUUUCUUACAUUAUUACAUUACAAAAGAGAGCCUUAGGAAAAAUGUUGCCCAGAAGCACAAAAGUAUAGUAACUCCAAGAAAGCGAGCUUCAGAAAAAAAAAAAAAAAAAAAUCAUAUAAAAGUAGUGAAUUGUGGAGAAAUUCAUUACUGUUUUGCUAUAAUUCCUUUUGUGAAUAAGUAAUGUGGCACAUGUGGUCAAUGAAUUGUGAACUGUUGAAAAAUCACAAAGAAUAUUCAUUUUUGGGAAUAGCUAGUGUUUGGCAAAAUGCACAACUUGUUGAUCUCUAUAUACACAGGAAUUCUAAGUAGGGGUUCCAUUUGUUUGAUGGGAAGGAUUUUCAAGGAAUGAGCCAUAUAGAUUCUUGUGUUUGUUUGGUGGAAAUGAAGAACACUUGAUGUAUUCAUAUACUAGACUAGUGGUUAUUGUAAUUGUACUAAUAUUGCUUGUGGGCAGAGGUGAGCAGAAAGAUGAACAUUUUGGCCUUCGAUUUCAGCUUCGAAAUUUAGUCUAUCAACCUCGUGUCGAGUUUUCUGAUUGAUUUGAAGUUGUAUAUUGAAGUAUUUUUGUUUAGUUGCACUAUAUUUACAAAUGAUUCUUAUAAUAAUAAUUUUCUACUGCAUA